This is a messenger RNA of Didymodactylos carnosus, 1926 nucleotides long. The record is from the annotation of a GenBank genome assembly. NCBI's taxonomy places the organism in Eukaryota, Metazoa, Rotifera, Eurotatoria, Philodinida, Philodinidae.
AUGAAUUUAUUUGGUGUCGCAUUACAAUUGUUCGAUAUGCCUAAACCAGUACAAAAACCAACAAGUACAACAUUGAUUUUAAAUACAAGUACAUGUCAGUCCACGAAACGACAACAAGGUGGUCGAAAAAUAUUAAUGAUACCAUAUAAUAUAUUUACGAGAGCAACGUUAACAAAAAACGGUGGGCUGUUUCACAAUUUGCCAUCAACAGUUGUCGAUGACGCACCGGCUGUGUUAGUGAAGGAUAAAUUGAUUUUUGAAGACAAAUGGAUAAUCAAAGUGAGCAAAGCUUACAGAAAAAUUCCACCACCAGACGAUCAAAACGAACGUGACCAACUCGAGAAGACAUUGAAUGUUUAUGCUGUACAAUUGAAAGAAUAUGAAGAUAUAUAUGCACAAUCAUCAAGACCACCUACAAGCACAUUAUCAACUAUGUUUUGUCAACACUUAUUAAAUUACCCAAUUUAUAUCAAAGAAUAUCAUAAAUAUCACGAUUUACCGUACUUGAAAGAAGGAAUUGAUGAAUUGAUCAAAGAUGGUGCAAUCAAAGAAAUACUCGAAAAUGGUAAGAAAGAAUAUAAACUCAAAGACAUAUCUAAGUCACUAAAUUGGACUCAUAAAACGGCGGCCAGUUCAUCAUCAUUAUUACAACUAUUACCGAUACAAUCACAAUUGAGUAAUGUUCAAUCAGCUAUACAGUCGACACAUUUGUCCCUACAACCAUCGUCACUAGAUUCGAGAGAUAUUGCACUGCAGACAUUAUCAUCAUCUACAAGUAAUGUAGCAUCAUUACCAACAAAUAAUCCGUCUACAACACAAAUAACUGCAAUAGCGGUAACACCAGGCAAUCAUACAACAGGAAACCAUUGCAAUGAUAACAACAUUGUUCUACACUCGUCAUCAUUCGUGCUGGAUAAAGAACCAUAUACGAAUAAUCAUGAUACGAGCAAGGGUGCAUGCGCAGAUUCAAUGGAUACACAAAAUGUACAACGCCCUGAUGAAAUGUCACAUAGUGAUCUAGGUUUCGAUGAUGAUCCAAAGGCUAAUUCUGUAAGCGACAUCACUGGUAUACUGAUGGAUAUUACUAAUUCAAUAACAAGAUUAAAUGACGACAAUACUUCUCGCAGAACCAUGGCCGAAUUGAACAGAGUAACAAAUAAUAAAAAACAAGAUGCGAUAACUGAUUCGCAGGCAUCAACAAAUGAUGCUACGAUCAUGAAAUGUUGUGUAAAAAUCUUAUUACAUCAUUCAUGUGUUAUGAUGAAAAGUGACAUUUCCAAAACCACAUCGCAUUAUAAUAAAAAUAGAGAUUUAGCAAUCAACAAGCUACUUGACGAGAAGUUAAUUUCGUCUGGUUUAUAUUUUGCACAUACAAACAAAGCAACGGGUGAUGAUCAGCCGAAUAAAACAGUAGGCUAUAUGAAGUGUUUUCCACCUGCCAGUACUGGAGUCGAAUGGAUGGAAUUUAAUGAUUGUUUGGAGGCAAAUGGCGUCAGCUGGGACAAUUAUUUAAAAUCGUUUAAUUUUGGGCAGAUAAUUCAAUAUGACCGAGAGAUGAAUUUACCGAUCAUAGCUAAAACCAAUGCAUUUACUAAAACGACGUCACAUGGACUGACAGACGAUUUUGAAGAAAUUUUGAAGUUUAAUUCACAUUAUAAUCAAUACGUGCGAUAUGAUGAUAAAGCUAUUAUUCGUCUAAAGGAAAAAGUUAGGACAAAUCUAUCCGCUGUCGAUGAGUUUUAUAUGGCAAAUGCAUCAAAAUCAAGGAAAAAUAAACAAGGAUCAUCGGCAUCACAAACAACAAAGGUAAUUAAGAGAAAAUAUGGACAUGAUCAAACUACAACUGACGAUACCGACUGUACUCAAGCAAAACAAAAACGAAAGUCAGUUCGAACCCCGAUACCGAGGAUACAGUUUGAGACAUAA